AUGAACCGCCAUCACCCUUACGGUGGCUACGAUGAGAGGCCAGGUCGCGGCGGUCGCGGCGGUGGCAACCCCUCCAUGCGCGGCCGUCCACCCCCCCACGGCGGCAUGAGUCCCCCUUCCUCUUCCAGCUAUCCAUCCGCUCAAUCGGGUUACAAUCCAGCCGCUUCCAACGUGAACGACCCGUCAGCCCCUUACCAGCCUCAGAAUGCCUACGCUGGUUCCAAUGAUUUUGCCGGGGGUCCGGAUCGCCACUAUCCGAUGGGUCCACAGAGAGGCGGCAUGAGCGCUCGUGGAGGUCCUCCAGGCUCUCGUCCGCCUCCGCCUCCUGGCCCCCCUCCCGCUCAAAACUUGAAUGCUGCUCCUGCCUACGGAUACACCCCAGCCUCAUUUGAAAACGCUUCCUACGGCACGACCGGCCCUUACGACCAGUCUUCCGCACCGGCUGCUCCUUACGGACAGCCGCCUCAACAAGCACCCGGAUACUCUCAGGAUUACAAUGCACCUGGCUCUCAGCCCAGUCCUCUAUCCGCCGGCUUCGAAAGUCAAGGCUAUAGUGGUGGAGGACCUUCAUACGGCCAGGGCUUCCAACCUGGUGGUCCGCCUGCUGGCUCGUACGGCCGACCUCGUCCUCCCUUUGAUGGAGAGGGUGGCUUCCGUGGCGGUCGUGGUGGCCGCGGCGGACGCGGUGGCGGACGCGGUGGAAGAGGUGGUGGCUUUGGAGGUGGUAGGGGAGGCUUUGAUGACGACGAGAAGCCCUGCCGCACUUUGUUCGUCCGAAGCAUUCAGUUCGAGACCGACUCUCAAUAUGUCCAGCAGCAAUUUGAGCAGUUUGGCCAGAUCAAGACCUUCUUCGACAUGGUCAACAAGCGGGGUAUCGCAUUCAUUACCUACUACGAUCUCCGAUCAGCGCGAGAUGCCAUGCUAGCCAUGAAGGGCGCACUCUUUGGCGGACGUCCCAUCAACAUCCACUAUUCGCUUCCACGUGAAGAGGACAAGGCGCAGCGCUGCGAUCGCGACAAGAACCAGGGAACUCUAUUCACUGUACUCAAGGGCGCCAGUCAAGAUCUCAACGAGGACGCCGUCCGCGAAGUUUUUAAGAAGUUUGGCGAUUUGAAGAAGAUCCGCGACUACCCGGGACAGAAGAACAGCCGCUUCGUCGAAUACUUCGACAGCCGCGCUUGCCAGUUGGCUCACGAUCAGCUCAACGGCCAAACAUACCUUGAUGGCCAGUGGGAUCUCAAGUUUGCAUGGGAUGUUGUCACCGACGAGGAUCUCGAAUGGGCCAAGAUUCCCGAGCAAGCCGGUGGUCCAGGCUUCCAGGCCGCCCCGCCUGGGCCUCAGCCUAGCUGGGGCAGGGGAGGACCUCCUCCUGCUUCGGAUCGCGCCCCCGCCCCUCUCCCUGCCGACUACCCUAGCUUUGACAGUGCAGGCUCGUCGGGCGGAGGUGUUGGGUAUGGUCGUCCGCCUAUUCCUUCCACUGGCCCCCCUGUCGACAAUGGAUGGGGCAGACGAGCAGGUUCUGGAUCUGGUCCUGCCUCAACGCCAGUCGCGGCACCUGCCCACAGCGCCGACGCUGGCGAUGCAAAUCGUCUCGAACAGGCUCAGAAGGUGCAACAGCUGCUCGCCUCUCUCGGCGCCGCCUCCAAGUCACCCGCGACAGCAGCAGCUUCUCCCACCCCUCCCGCUCCUGCCGCCUCUACUCCACCAGCGCGAAGCCCACCAACGACUCACGCUUCGUCAGCUGCUGGACUUCCGCCCAACAUUGCAGCCUUGCUUCAGUCGGCCGCUGGCGCACCCAAGCCCAUGCAACCGCCCAAACCUCAGUCGCCUCCCACUUCCAACGCUAUAGCUUCGUCGGGACAGGAUAACGGCCAGCAAUCGGUGCAUCAACUCUUGAACAUGCUCAACCAGAACCGACCUCCUCGACCAUCGUGA
Messenger RNA from Sporisorium graminicola, 1935 nucleotides. RefSeq lists its product as uncharacterized. The transcript has a single exon. The coding region runs from base 1 to 1935 and encodes 644 amino acids. The record is from RefSeq and is a predicted model, not a curated record. NCBI's taxonomy places the organism in Eukaryota, Fungi, Basidiomycota, Ustilaginomycetes, Ustilaginales, Ustilaginaceae. Gene Ontology annotation, molecular function: RNA binding.